Messenger RNA from Calliphora vicina (urban bluebottle blowfly), 5745 nucleotides. It is a transcript of the gene CadN2, whose product is annotated as Cadherin-N2. The transcript has 12 exons. Gene Ontology annotation, cellular component: adherens junction; catenin complex; plasma membrane. Lineage: Eukaryota; Metazoa; Arthropoda; Insecta; Diptera; Calliphoridae. The record is from RefSeq and is a predicted model, not a curated record. Gene Ontology annotation, biological process: cell-cell junction assembly; adherens junction organization; cell morphogenesis. Bases 541 to 5745 code for a protein of 1734 amino acids. Gene Ontology annotation, molecular function: calcium ion binding; cadherin binding.
AAACCAGCAAAAAAAAAACUAUUUCUCUAUAAGGCAUUACAACAGCAAAAAUUAAAGUAAUUAAAGAAAAAUCUUUAAGUUGCAGAUGGUUAAACUAAAAACCAAAUAAACUUAAACUCCACACUCCAAAUAAUGAGAAAUCCAUAGAAAAGCAAAAGCGAAAACAAACUGUUGCCAGUUGUUCAUGUAAUUUAAAAUAUAAAAUUUAUCUUCAUCAUUGUGCCCGACAUUGGGCGACAAAGCCUUUUCAAAUCAGCUUAUUUUCUUAAAUUCUCAUGUAAAUACCAAAUGAAAUUCUUUUGAAACUUAAAACGUACAAAUGUGUGUGCGUGGCAUGAAGCUUUAUAAAUUGUAACAGCAACAAAAGUAUUCAAUUUAACACACAUUCAAUCUUCAACAGAUACGUACGCUUUAGUUGUGUUGUGUUGUAGUAUAAUAAAAAGCAAUUUGAAUAAAUGUUUUUGUGGUUUUGAUGGCAUGUGGUAAAUGAGACCAGAGCUGAGAAGAUUAUUAUUCCAUGAAAUUUGAUUUUCACUUUGAAUGGACUCAACAGCUUUUAAUAUUCAAAUGCAUAUUUGGAAAUUUCUAUUAAUUGUUACAAAAUUUGUACGUAUUGGUAUUGCCGAUAAAAACGAUUCACCGCCUUAUUUUGAUAAAUUUUUAUACGAGACUGAAAUUGAUGAAAAUGCCGAUUUACAGACAACAGUACUCACAGUUAAUGCCAAAAAUCACAAUGAGUCCUCGAGUAUUCGAUACUCGAUCACAGGCGGUAACAUAGGCAAUGCUUUUGGUGUACAAAAUAAUACUGGAGCUAUAUUCGUAGCAUCACCCCUAGAUUAUGAAACUAGACCAAGGUAUGAAUUACGCUUGGAAGCUUCACGUAGUCGUAAGACAAAUUACACCACCGUUAUAAUAAACGUACGGGAUGUUAAUGAUAAUCCACCGACAUUUGAUCGUCAAACAUAUCGUACACAAAUUACCGAAGAAGAUGAUCGUAAUCUACCUAAACGUAUAUUACAGGUUACUGCCACCGAUGGCGAUGUAGAUAGACCCAUAAAUAUUGUAUAUUUUCUCACCGGUCAGGGUAUUGAUCCUGACAACACAGCUAAUAGUAAAUUUGAUAUAAAUCGCACAACGGGCGAUAUUUUUGUUUUAAAGCCCCUUGAUCGCGAUCAACCGAAUGGCCGACCGCAAUGGCGAUUCACGGUCUUUGCCCAAGAUGAGGGCGGCGAAGGACUCGUCGGCUAUGCCGACAUACAAGUUAAUCUUAAAGAUAUCAACGACAAUACACCACAAUUUCCUCAGGGCGUUUAUUAUGGUAAUGUAACGGAAAAUGGCACAGCCGGUUUGGCUGUGAUGACCAUGUCAGCCGUAGACUAUGAUGAUCCCAAUGAGGGUACACAUGCCAAACUAAUAUAUUCCAUAGAGAAAAAUGUCAUUGAAGAAGAAACGGGAGCACCCAUAUUCGAAAUAGAAUCGGAUACGGGAGUAAUCAAGACAGCAGUUUGUUGUCUGGAUCGUGAACGAACGCCUGACUACUCCAUACAAGUAGUGGCCAUGGAUGGGGGAGGCCUUAAGGGUACAGGCACUGCCUCUAUAAGAGUUAAAGAUUUAAAUGAUAUGCCACCCAUGUUUACCAAAGAUGAAUGGUUUACGGAGGUGGAUGAAACAAAUGGCACUUAUAUACCAGAAUCACCCAUACUCACGGUGACGGUGCAGGAUGAGGAUGAAACGAAUUCAUUUCAAUACAAAGUAGUGCCCAACAGUGGUUUGGGUUCGGACAAAUUUACAAUGGUACGUAAUACUGAUGGUACUGGUUCCUUGAAAAUCAUACAACCUUUGGACUAUGAAGAUCCCAUGCAGAGUAGUGGUUUUCGUUUUCGCAUACAAGUCAACGACAAGGGCGACAAUGAUAGUGACAAAUAUCACUUGGCCUAUUCAUGGGUGGUGGUUAAGCUGCGUGACAUCAAUGAUAACUCACCGCACUUUGAACGCGAUCGCAUAGAGUUGUCGGUGUAUGAAGAUACAAAAGUUGGCACCAUUUUAGAGCAAUUCAAGGCAACGGAUGCCGAUCAGGGUGGCAAGAGUAAGGUCAGCUACAAACUGGUGAGGUCCAGUAAUCGUAAACGUCAAUUUGCUAUUAGCGAUAAGGGUGCGAUAAGCAUACAAAGAUCUUUGGAUCGUGAGACCAAUGAACGACAUCAACUGGAAAUAUUGGCGGUGGAUGAUGGAUUUAUACCGCGCACAGCAACGGCUGUUUUAACUGUCAUCGUUAAGGAUGUCAACGAUAAUGCUCCGGUGUUUAAAGAGGAUUAUCGUCCUGUUUUACCUGAAAAUGUAAGCCCGCGUAAGUUCAUAGAAAUAGCAGCCAAAGAUGCUGAUGACAGAGCAAGAGGGAAUGGAGGACCAUUCACAUUUCGCAUGGAUCCUAUGGCCAGUGAUGUGAUAAGGUCCAGUUUUAAGCUGGAAUAUGAUAGAAGAGCUGAUAAUGGUAAUGGCGCUGCGAUUAUCUCUUCUUUGCGACCCUUCGACCGUGAACAACAAAAAUCCUACCUCAUACCCAUCGAAAUCAAAGACAAUGGCUCACCAGCCAUGACCGGCACUUCAACAUUAACGGUAAUUAUAGGCGAUGUUAAUGAUAAUAAAAUGCUGCCCGGCAGCAAGGAAGUGCUGGUCUACAAUUAUCAGGGCCAGUCACAUGAUACUCCCAUUGGGCGCGUGUAUGUCCACGACCUGGACGACUGGGAUGUGGUCGACAAAAAGUACUAUUGGGAACAGCAAGAGCAGCAACGUUUCAAACUGGACACCGAUACGGGUAUAGUGAGCAUGAAAGCCGGCACUCGUAGAGGUCGCUACAAUCUGCGCUUUAAAGUCUAUGACCGUGAGCAAGGUCAGGUGGAUGUACCCUCGAAUAUGACGGUAAUAGUGCGAGAUAUAACUCAUGAAGCUGUUCAGCAGGCUGGUUCCAUGCGCCUGGUAGGCAUUAGUGAUGAGGAGUUUGUACGCACCUGGGAUUUUAUGCAGCAUAAGCAAGUGCGUUCGAAAUUGGAAAGAUUUCGUGACAAACUGGCCGAAUUACUGUACACCGAGCGUGAUAUGGUUGAUGUGUUUAGCGUGCAAUCGAAAAGAGAGGGUGUUACGGAUGUACAUUUUGCUGCCCGCUCCACUAACCAACAGCCCUACUUCAAGUCCGUUCGAUUGAAUGGUGUGGUGUUAAUGCAACGCGAAGAAAUAGAACGGGAACUGGGUCUCAAUAUCACCAUGGUGGGCAUAGAUGAGUGUCUGCAGGAGCCGGGUAAAUGUGAGGGCUCUUGCACCAAUCGCGUAGAAAUCAAUAGACUUCCUUAUACAGUCAAUGUUAACAAAACUGCCUUGGUAGGCGUUAGGCUAGACAUAACUGCCGAAUGUUAUUGCAAGGCCCGCAAUUACAGCAAAGAAGAUUCAUGCCGCUCUCUACAUUGUUUUAAUGGUGGCCGCUGUGUGGAGACUCGUAAUGGCCCUCGUUGUGUGGCCUGUCCUAUAGGCUACAAUGGCCCCAGAUGUCAACAGACUACCCGCAGUUUUAAAGGCAAUGGCUGGUCUUGGUAUCCGCCUCUGCAACUAUGUGAGGAGUCCCAUUUGAGUUUGGAGUUUAUCACCAAAGAACCAGAUGGCUUAAUCCUAUACAAUGGUCCUAUAGUGCCUCCCAAGGCUGAAGAGUUUGUGCUCACCGACUUUAUAGCCAUAGAACUGGAGCAGGGUUAUCCCCGCUUGCUUAUAGAUUUUGGCUCGGGCACCUUAGAAUUGAGAGUGAAAACCAAAAAGACUUUAGAUGAUGGUGUCUGGCAUCGUCUAGAUGUCUUUUGGAAUACGGAACACAUACGACUAGUGGUGGACUUUUGUCGUUCAGCUGAUAUCUAUGAAAUGGAAGAUGGCUCCAUUCCUGAAUUUGAUGAUAGCUCCUGUCAGGCUCAAGGCAUUAUACCACCCUUUAGUGAAACUCUUAACUUAAACACCCCUUUACAAUUGGGCGGUCUUUAUAGGCAGCAUUUUGAUCAAACACUCUUCCACUGGCAAUAUGCCUUUACCUCUAAAGGAUUUGAUGGCUGCAUAAGAAACGUUGUGCACAAUUCGGAACAUUAUGAUUUAGCAUUUCCCGCCUUGGCACGCAAUAGCUAUCCCGGCUGCCCUCAAACCGAUGAGGUAUGCCUGAAAACCGAUCACACUGCCAGAUGCUGGGAACAAGGCAAUUGUGUGGCCAGUUUAGUGCAGGCCAAAUGCCAUUGUCAGCCCGGCUGGACGGGACCCAUGUGUAACAUACCCACCAUACCUACAACGUUCAAAUCCCAAAGCUAUGUAAAAUUUGCCUUAUCCUUUGAACCCGAUCGUUUCUCCACCCAACUGCAAUUACGCUUUCGUACACGCGAAAUGCAGGGCGAAAUCUUUCGUGUCUCCGACCAACACCAUCGUGAGUACGCCUUGCUGGAACUGCAGCAAGGUCAUCUACAAUUCAGAUUCAAUCUUAACUCUCUGAGGGCUGAGGAACAUCAGCUGGCCCUCACCUCCAUAACGGUGAAUGAUGGCCAGUGGCAUGUGGUGAAAGUGAGUCGUUACGGUUCAGCUGCCCUAAUUGAACUGGAUGGCGGUGAGGGUAGACGUUACAAUGAAACAUUUAAUUAUCAUGGCCAUCAGUGGCUGACGAUUGACAAACAGGAGGGUGUGUAUGCCGGUGGCAAGGCCGAGUAUACAGGCGUUAAGACAUUUGAAGUUUUGGGCGAUUUUCAACGUUCCUGUCUAGAUGAUAUCAGAUUGGAUGGCAAGCACUUGCCAUUGCCACCCUCCAUGAAUGGCACUCAAUGGGGACAAGCAACAAUGGCCAGAAAUUUAGAACGUAACUGUCCUUCAAAUCGUCCAUGUUCGAAUAUAAUCUGUCCGGAUCCAUUUGAUUGUGUGGAUUUGUGGAAUGAAUAUGAAUGCACAUGCAGUGAAGGUCGUGUCAUGUCUGCCGAUACAAAAGGAUGUGUAGAUCGUAAUGAGUGUCUGGAUAUGCCAUGUCUUAAUGGUGCCACUUGUAUAAAUCUAGAGCCACGUUUACGUUAUCGCUGCAUAUGUCCCGAAGGUUAUUGGGGUGAAAACUGUGAAUUGGUGCAGGAGGGUCAAAGACUAAAGUUGAGCAUGGGUGCACUGGGUGCCAUCUUUGUGUGUCUUAUUAUUAUUUUAAUUUUAGCUCUUAUCUUUGUGCUGUACAAUCGUAAACGUAAAACAACAAAUAAAAAACGUAAUGGCCCAGAAAAAGAUGUACGUGAAACAGUGAUUAGUUACGAUGACGAAGGUGGCGGUGAGGAUGAUAUGACAGCAUUUGAUAUUACACCACUGCAAAUACCCAUAGGACAGCCUGGUAACAUGCCACCUGAUAUAGCUGCCUGUAAAGUGCCAAUAAUAUAUCCUGUUGUUACCUUAAUGCCGGGCCAAGAAUUAAAUGUGGGCUUUUUAAUGGAGGAACGUAAAAAGCGCUGCGAUAAAGAUUUGAACGCACCACCCUUUGAUGAUUUAAGAAAUUUCACAUACGAGGGUAGUGGGAGUAUCGCUGAAUCAUUAAGUUCAUUGGCAUCAGGCACUGAUGAUGAGAAUCAAGACUUUAAUUAUUUGGAAACGUGGGGACCACGUUUCAAUGCCUUGGCAGCUUUAUACAUACAAGACAAAACGAAAACAAAAACAACAGCAGCAACAGCUGACGAUUUAACAAAUGAAAAUGGUGUAUUAUAA